CUUCAUUCGAGGGACCUCGUGGUACUCAUUUCCAUCCGUUGAUUUUCAUGGUGCCAUUCUCAACCAGGUUUUUAUGCAUGUCGAAUGCCUGGAAGAGUAGAUGGGGUUCGUGACCCAUUCCUUUCCUUAAACACUCGAAUUCUGCUUUGUUGAAAUAAUCCUCCAAAAUCGGUCGAUAGUCUGGGUGUGCACAGUUCUUGAUGAUGACUCGGGCUCUCUCUCGUGGAGACAGUCCUCGAACAUCGGCCAGGCCCUGUUUGGUUAUUGAAAAAUCAAGUUAGUUUUUGUCCAUGAUGUGAGUGCUCAGAGAGGACAGAAGAGAACAAGAGACAGGGGAAAACAUACGACUUCGGUAACCACAACAUCCAAGUCGUGCUCAGUUUGAUCGACGUGAGUACACAUCGGCACGAUACAGCUGAUACCGGUAGGGUCGGUCUUCGUGGGUCGCGCACUGGGCGUGUGCAUGAUCGAGUACUUGGAAGAACGCAAGAAAUCGGCCGAGCCGCCGAGACCGUUGAGCAUACGAGAUCCCAUGACGCAUGUGCUGUUUGCAUGGGCAUAAAUGUCGACUUCAACUGGCGUGUUCAUUCCGAUGACGCCCAAUCGUCGGAUGAUCUCAGGUGAGUUUGAAACUUGUUGAGAUCUGAGCAGCAGCUUAGUGUGAUAUGCUUCCCACUGGAUGAAACUGUCAGUGGCCAUAAUGGCAAGGGAGAGGGAAAGAGAGGGCACGCGCGACUUACCCCAUCGUAGAAACGCUUGAAACCGCCCGGCGAGAAUCGGAUGGAUGUGGCUGUCGCAAAGUCCAGGUUCCCACUGUCGAACAGAUCGAGGAAUGAAUCUUGCAAAACUUCAGUCCACACCUUGAGGUUCUUGAAGUUUGCACCUCCCUUGGCCAAUCCACCAAUCACGGCAUUCGCGAUGUUUCCAAUACCGGACUGGAUUGGAAGCAAGUUGGGCGGCAAUCGACCAUGUUUGACCUCGUGUUGGAGAAAUUCGAUGAGGUUGGAUGCAAUGGCUCUCGAACAGUCGUCCUCGGGCGCAUUUUCGCUGGUCUGAUCGGGAUAGUCUGAUUCGACAAUGGCGACUACCCGCUCUGGGUCAACGGGGAUAUGUGGUGUACCGAUACGAUCCUCAGGCGCCAUGAUCAGGUAUGGCUUGGAAACCCGUCAGCCUGGAAACAAAAAACCACAUCCACGGCAAACUCACCUUUCUUCGUGGCGGCAAGUCAGUCAUAGUGAUAUCGUGCAAGCCCUCGAAACUGGGAGCAGCCGUAUUGACUUCGAUAAUGACCUUCGAAAAACGUCAGAUCGCCUUCUAACUGUUUCGACAAGUUACUCAAUUCAAAGAUACCUUGUCGGCCAUCUGUAUAAUCUCAGGUGAUGCUCCCACACUGGCGCCGGGAAUGAUGCCGCCGUCCUCCGUGAUGGCAGAAGCCUCGACGAUUGCAACAUCCAGUUUGUUGUUCUCCUUGUGCAUGGUAUAGUAACCGUACAUCAAGUCUACAGGGAACAUACUGAGAUGCUUGUCGAAAAAUUUGAUGUUACCGUUGUUGAUACCUUUGGCGAUCUCCUUGCCGACCUGGUGAGGAGCUCGUCGUUCGAUCAUGUUGAGUCUUGCCCAUCGGUUCUCCGUCUCUGCGCCGGACGAAGCACCCACAAAGAGAUUGUACUUGAGCUUCCCCUGGAGUCCAUUCUUCUCAACAUGGUCGGCCAAGGCCGUCGGGACUUUCCUAUCGAGCCGGGUCAGAGCUGUGCGACAGUCACAGCUUGAGAUCUGGAGUUACUCACUUUGGAUAUCCUACUCCUGUAAAGCCUGACCAGCCGAUGUACGAGCCAUGGGGGAAAAGGUCGAUAAGAUCCUCUGCCUUUGCAAGUUUAUUUAGGUAUGAAGCUCGUCGACACCGGCUUUUGAGCAAGGCUGAGGCCGCCAUGAUCCACUCACACCAGAAUUACCAGGCUGCACAGGAGCAGACCAGAGAAUGAAUCUCGAGAUGCUGUCGCUGAGGUAAGGAUUGACCAACAACUUUGUCGUCUCGAGGAAUGUCAAGUUCCAGAAAAAAGCAAAAGAGGAAGCGCGUUGUGAGCCGAUGUGAACAGCAUGCGAGCUUUGUCACUGGGUCUGGAUUGGCGGGCGUACCCCUCCCUGUGCCCUCCUCCGGCCAGGGGCGGAGCUGUACAGGGCGAAUCACAGGGGCCACAGCGGGAUCCAGUAUCAGACGAUUCUCUGACGGCCAAUUAAUUCAGCUUACUUCACCUAUUUCCCUCGUUAUAAACAGAACCCGCUUAAGCCUCUUUGGAGCCCGAGUCUUCUCCGGGCUUCAUACCCACAAACAACCAACAACAGCUACUUACUACUAAUAUCCACCACUUUCCCCUGGGACACACUCGAAUGGAACGCACUCGACUUCUACUCCGUAAUAAAUACUAAUAAAACGCAUGGCCACCUUGGCUGACCCUACCCAUUGUGGCUUGAAGCCCUUCGUCCGUGUUCCAAACGACAGGAAUCAACAAGAUUUGCCAGCUUCCUAUACUUCCGACGCCGAUGACUAUUCUAGAGUAGUCACUCCGUAAUGUACGUCUCAUUUGCAGAACAAGGGCUUAGGCAAGUGGUCAUACUCCAGCUGCUCCCACGGGUCAUCAUAAUCAGCUCUUGGGAGGGAUCCAAGGCACGCUCUGUCAAACAGCUUCUCGCCGACGUUGAUGCUCCCACUGACGACGCGGAUCAACUGCACUUGGUGGACUUUUUCCGAUGGAUACCCCUUCUCCAUGGCCACAAAGUACGCACAGAUCCCUUCGUGUGAGAUGGCCACAAGGUUCUCGGUGAUGUUCUUCGUCGGCCUGGAACCCGUGAAGAUCUGGAUGGCAUUUUGAAGACGACGGACAUCAGGCGCAUUCCACUCGUUCCCAUACACAAUCUUGAAAUGUUCUUUCCAGUGCUUGCCCCGGGCUUCCAGUCGCUUCGAGACUUGACCAAGAUAGAAGCUUUGGAUUCCUGAUCGUGUGGGAUACAAUCGCGAUGACACUGUCAUUCUGGACAAGGAUAACCCGAGAGCGAUAAUGGUUUCGACCAGUACAGCGAGACAAUAGCCAUGAGGCGGCGGCACACCUUCCUGUCCAUCUGCAAGGUGUUCUUUGGCAGUGCAGAUCCCACAAUGGCAGGCCUUCCUAACCCGUGUCAGUUGUUCGACAUAAUUCGCUGCCGCGUCCUCAUGGGACAACUUCAGCUGUUUUUCCAUCCGCCCUUCGAAGCGCCGAAGUUCAGGGAGCCAAUUGGUCAAAGUCACGAUUAGUCCGGCACCAUAGGAUGCGUCGUUGUUCUGAUUCUGGGUUGAAACGAGCUCAUUGUGUUCUUCAUGCCCUCUGCCGAGAGCGAGGCCCUCAAACAUUUUGGCAGCACUUCCCAUCAUGGUCGCGAAUGCCUUUGACUCUUCGUGGUCUAGAUAACGAAAACUCUUGCCAAACACUUUUGGGAGAAGUGACUGCCAUGCCACUCGACCUCCGAACGGAGUCGCGUGCACUGCCGAAGAGUAAGUUCUGUCCACGAGCGACAAGUCAGCAACUCCAGAUAUAUCCAAAUCUCCCUUUUCGAAGGAAACCGAGAGUCCCGGGUUCUUGACAAAGACCAACGUUAUCUGAGGGUCUUGAUCUGCGUGUGUUCUGCGCAACUGUUGUCCACCAGUCUGAUACACGGCAAGCGGCAGAUCACAGAGCCAUUCGGCCACUGCCCCUAUCCAGCUAGUGAUUGCGCUGCCGGUAAAUGUGGCCUGCUUCUGACGCCCGCUCGUAACUUCAAGCAGGGCAGAUAUGGCUUUAGCGACCACUCUGGGCGGGAUUAGAGAUUCCACGUGAUCCACAUUGAUGAUGUUGUAGGGAUACAGCUGGAUGUAAUCUUCUACAAGGAGCCCGAAAUCCGUCGAAGCAAGCGCGCCGUUGCACCCGUGUAAGGCGGCUUUCCACUGAACGAAAUGAGGUGUGGUUGCCUCGCCCGGAGUUGCUGCUGUUGCUGCUGCCGAUAAUUCCAUCAGCACCAACGCCCCAUAGGUCUCGUGGAAAGUCUCGGUCAAGGCAAGCAUCACAGCCAGAUGAUCGUAGGAUCCUUCGUCCUCAUGGACAGCUCGGUCGUAGAUGACGUGCGAAGGACCCCAACCGAGAGAUAACUUGUCAGCCGGUGCGACGGACAUAUGGACCGGAAGGUUGCUAAGAGCAUUGUUCAUGUUCCGCUGGCCUGCGACACCGAUUUUCAGAUCGCGGAGGAGUAAGAAGGCCACAUAGCGAACGUAAGGAUCAACUUUGUCUCCAGCGAACCUCCGCAAUGUCGUCGAGGACAGUGAGAUGCUCGCAGGGAUGUCAUCAGCUCCGAAUGAGGAAGGCAUUGCUUGAUGACGAUAAGUUCCUCCGAGGGGAGCUGAUACAGCUUUGCUUACCUUGACUUACUACCUAUGUACCUCACGGGGAAGUAAUUGGGGCCCCUUGAAGGACCUUGUCUGAGGAAACUCGAUCAUUAGAUCGACAAGAAGAAGCUCAAUAUUACAGUCGGCUAACUAAGCUCGACUCAGCAAAGGCACAUAUUGUAAGAUUGCCGGUAAAGUCGACACCAUCGUGAGUCAGCAAAGACAAAUGCGGGUAACGAGUACGAGGGCCUAGACACAAAGUACGUCCUACGAUCAUUCGAUCGGGAUUCGGGCCACCAAAGCUCAGACUUUGUAAAUCUCGUAUUUGUCGCGGGGCAAGCUUACAGUACUUGUUAGCGAGUCGCCUUAAAAGUCAAGUACGAAUACCCCGUAUAGGACGAGUUACGGUUCGCUGAAUGGACGAGGUCUACGAGUGACAUGUGCGAAAGUACAGCAAACCCCUCAACGACCUUACAACUCCACUCCACCAUUUUAACAUACUUGUAAUUCAUCGCUCCUCGCUUAACAGGGGGCCCCAGGUAAGGAUAUCCUUGCACCUGUACACACGUUUGUAGCAUCUACUCGUGUUGUCUCUGUGAGAACGUCAAGGGUAAUGGCGGUCCUGAAUAUCAAUGAAGGGAGCCUUACCUCCCUCCACCUCCCAGGCACGUGCACUCAAAUUUACUCGACUACAACACAGCCCCCUUUUUGAGGCUGAGCGAACGAAUCAACCGAGUUUCUUGAAGCUUCAAAUCGGAACAGCAUCGCUCGACAUGGGAGGGGCAAGGGAUUGCCUUGGCAAGCUCCAGACUACGCCAAAAUCAUCACUCGUAAUUGGAUUGACAUCAGCUCACCACCCCCCUCUCGCGAAUUCCAGCGGGCUAUCCUGCCUCUGUUGGUGUUGGCUCGUGAGCUUGGCAUGGUGGUCGUCACUACAGGUCCUCAAGCAUGCUGAAAGGAGCAAUAAGAUGCAAGCAUUGGGAAAUAAGGACGUGUGGAUCAUCAGUCUCGACUCUCAUCUCAUCCCACGCCACACACAUGUCGAAGUAUCUAAUAAAGGGAAACGUGUGAGCACUUGAUCGCCUCGUUUCCCAUCCUUUCCCGUACCUCGACAAAGGGGGAAUGCCGCCUACGACCCUGCCAUCAUCACCGCUUUACAGACGUGGUGUAUCAUUUGACACUUUCGACGCCGAAGAUGCACCAUUUAAACUGUUCACACUCAGUUUCGCACAUGGUGGUUACUACGACAUCGCCACCGCUACCACCACCGCCAGACCGGGUCGGGUCUUCCUUUGUGGUUUGGAUGGCACCGAGUCUUCUGAUCUCGUCCUGAGAUGGGCUCUGGGAGAGUUGGUCGACGACGGCGACGAGAUCGUCUGUGUCUACGGGGUUGAGAAGGAAUCGAUCUUGACCGGUUGGCCCUCCCGCUCGAAACGUGGCCGGCACCAUCGCAUCGAAGCAGAGAAACUCUUGGAGAGUGUGAUCAACAAGAACACGAGUGGAAAGGUCAUCAAAAUCGUCCUCGAGAUAGUGGGAGUUGGGAAGAGCUCCUCCAUCGUCGUUCAAUCAAUAAUUGAUCUUUAUGAACCCACUGCGCUCGUCGUGGCUGCAAGCGACGGGAAUUCGUCGAGUGUUCAAAAGAUGCUAUCCGGUUCCGUUUCUACUUGUUGUUGGCAACAGCCAGAGAUACCAGUGAUUGUCGUUCGAGCCGGAAUGAUGGCAAGAAGACCCCACAAAUCGAAUCAUCAUCACCAACAGCAGCAGCAGCAGGACCAGGGACAACGUCGACUGUCCGACCAGAGGUCAUCCAUCUCUCACCGUUCAAGCAGCCCACGGGACAACGGCUCUCUUUCGACUCAGGAUUUCCUCACCACCACCAAAGGCGGCACGACCAAGGCGGGUGGUUGCCAAACUCCUCAAAAAAGGGGCAUCUUGAAAAACAAACACGAAAAGUUGUUUAUAAAACAGUCCGAUUCAGACAAAUGUGACGCAGACACAAACGAAACUUUGGGGGAACAAGGGUUCACCCUUCCAAUUGGGUUCUUGAGCACGGAGAGUGGCCCUCAGGCUGACCUCGCCAUGAAGAGUCCAAGCAUUGCGGCAUUGGAGGAGGAUUGGGAGGAUGAGGAGAAGGAGCAAGACAAAAACAAGGGUAAGAAGCAGCAGCAGCAGCAACUCAAAGUCCAAAACGAAGAAGAAAAAGACGCCGAUGACGAUGACGACGACGACGAUCCCGCCGUCUCCGAUGACACGGACGACGACUUGAAACCGAUGAAGAUUCUGGCUGAAAGACGACCAUCGGUGAGAGAAACCACACCUUGGCUAGCGAGUAUCUUGGGUCCGACCAGAACGAACCCUCGUGGUCACAAUCGAAAGUCUCAAAUCCAUUAUUAAAAAAAGAAAGGACUUGAUCAACCAAGGUAUAACCAAGGUACGACAAUGAUGGUGCUGGAAGAGAAAAGAACGUCGAGGUUGUCGCCGAUGAAACUGGGGUAGCUUCUGCCCAAACUUCUGCGUGAACGAUCCUGAAAGUUCCCUUACUCCUACCGUUUUUUUUUCGACCGACACUUCAGUGUCAUGUUGCAGGCAAGGCACAUUUCUCUUUUUUUUUCUCUGGAAGAUCGAUGUUGUCGGCUUUUUUGCAAGCGAAAAGGAAAAAACGGUGGAGUGCAUUCUCAAAACCGAAUAAGAAGAGUUACGAGUCUACAGGUACAGUAGACAUAAUACCCGGCAAGACGGAACGAAAAUGCUUUCAAAACCUCGACGACAAUCCAACGCAAGCUUUUGUACCAAACCCCCACGAACAAGGCGAAAUACAUGUAGAUUGAGUCUGGUAAUCAAUCGCAGAAACUACGAGGCUCGAGGUGUCAAGGAUGACGGAAAUUCGAAGCGAAGACCAUCCAAGUUUGAUUUGAAAGUCUCGUUGCUGAGUACGGGGGCAUCGAGGCCAUACAUACACAAGGGAGCGUAUCCUCCAAAUGGUACCAUUUUACCUAUCCCGUCCGUACAUGUAACUGUAUACCCAGGAAAGUCUUUUCCUCUACUCAUGAUAGCUUAAGUUCUUGCAAACUAGCUAGGUAUGUACAGAAACACGCCUGACCAACACGAACCAA
Messenger RNA from Exophiala oligosperma, 7503 nucleotides. RefSeq lists its product as uncharacterized. The transcript is spliced from 2 exons. Lineage: Eukaryota; Fungi; Ascomycota; Eurotiomycetes; Chaetothyriales; Herpotrichiellaceae. The record is from RefSeq and is a predicted model, not a curated record. The coding region runs from base 5513 to 6784 and encodes 423 amino acids.